AUGGUGGCGGCGGCGGCAGCUGCUCCCCUAGGAGGGAGGGGACUAGCGGCUCCCGGGCCGCCGCCACUGCACACGCCCUCCCCGGGCUUUCCUCCCCGGGGCUCUGCUCUGCGCCCGGGCCGCGGACAUGUUCCUCGGACUGCGGACGGAGGGUGCUGCCAACCCCGGCGAUGCAAGAGCACAGAGGCUUCCCUCGGCCUCCUUCCAGCUGCCCGCGGGGUUGGCGCCCCCCACCCCCGCGCCUCUACACCUAGCGAUCCCCCGCCAGGGGGCGAGGCCAAGCUCGGGUGUGUGCCAUCGAGUCAGCGGAGCCCCGCCACCGCCACCACCGCCACCACCGCCGCGUCCCCACUGCUGCCGCUGCCACCCCGCCUCAGGCUGAAGGGGGAGACCUGCGGAAAGGUGACAAAGAGAGGGCCAGGAAGAGUGUUUUGGAAGUCAAGGUUAUGGGAUGAGAGAAAAUCAACAUUUGAUUCGGAGGAGCAAGCCCCACCUUUACAAACAAAGCAUUCUAGAAAGAAGGAGGAGGCACCAUCAAGAGGCUCUGAAGACCAUCAUGAGAUCUGUGAUCAAGUGAUCACAUUUCCAUGCUCCAUAUGCAAGUGCAACAUUAACCUACCUCGAGUUUUCCUCCAUAAAAAACAACACACCGCCCUGGCCACACUGGGCCUUAAAUGGAAGGGGGGAAAUAAGCCAGCGCCCUCAAUCAUUUCUGUUCAGAGACAGCUGAUAGUUACUAAACUAUUGUCAUCUUUUACGUUUACUGAAACAGUCCUGCAGAACAUCAAUAAUGCUUUCGAACUACUUCGGAAGAAACAAAUACCAGCAUACCGUAAGAUUAUUGGUAAUAUUCACAGCAAUCCCAUGUAUCAUCCCCAAAAAAUCUGCCAUCUGUUAAUUAAAGGAAUGGCCAUUUGUGAUGACAGGAAUUCUACAUGGAAAGCUGACAUGAAUGAUAAAUUCACUGUAGUGAAUAAUUUUGGCAAUAAACCCAAUGUGUGUUUCUUCGGUUUGUUUGAUGGGCAUCACGGAGCCUCCGCAGCAGACUUCGCAUCAAUGGAACUGCCAGUAUUACUUCUCCACCAGCUUUCCAGAUUUGAUCCUUCAUACCAAAUGACCCCUGAACAGCAAAAACUAAUCAGUUCCUUUCAUACAGUGUUUAGGGAAGAAUACAGAGCUACAGAAAACCUCUUUUCUAUGAAGAAACGAACAAAAGAGUUGAGGCAUGAACAUGAAAGCAUACACAAAGCCUUUGCAAAAGCAUUUUGGAGAAUGGAUAGGCUUUUACGUCUUGGAAGGAAAGAAGUAUCCAGGGUUCAAUGGAGUGGCUGUUCUGCAGUUACCUGUAUAUUGGAAGGCAAAAUUAAGAGUCCCUAUGCCAAGAGGGAUCCGAGGGGAAUCACUGAUCAAUAUGGUUGGGCAGAGAGCGUCCCUUCCCAGAGGAUGCCACAAGUAAUUUCUGGAGAACUACAUGUUGCAAACACUGGUAAUGUGCAAGCAGUCUUAUGCAGAAAUGGGAAAGGGUUUUGCCUAACCAAAGAACACACUAUGCGAAACACAGACGAAAGAAGACGAGUACUUCAGAAUGGAGCAAUAAUCAGUUCAAAUGAACCAUAUGGGCUCCUGGAAGGGCAAAUGAAAACUUCAAGAGGGCUUGGAUUUCAUGGAAACUCCAAACUGAAAAAAUUCAUUAUUCCAGCACCUCAAACUAUUUCUGUCUCUAUAGAUGAUUUAUGUCAAUUCCUUAUCUUAGCAACUAAUGGACUCUGGGAAGUUCUGGAUAACAAGGAAGUCACUGCAUUGGCAUUAACAAUGUUUCAAGUGUAUAAAGAAACACCCAACAUCCAAAAGAAAUCUUCACCAUCCAAAGGUCCUCUGUUUUUCCCAGACAAUGAACCAAGCAUUACUGUAUCAGACAGUAAUAUCUACACAUUGUUUCAGUGUAAAUCUGAAGAAUGUGUGUCAAGUACAAAUGCAAAAGAACAUAUGUCUGAUUCAAAAUAUUCUAAAUAUUUCACUUGUGAUCCUAAAAAUGCACAAACACUUCUACCAGAAAUGACUAAUCGUGAUCCUUGCAGUGAAGAAACUGACAGACACACAGAGGGUCUGCCAAAAGACUUAAGUAAAGAAAAGAUAAGCACUGAGAGUUUCUAUGAAGGCGCAGCUGAGUAUAUCAGCCAUGAACUUGUAAAUGCUGCUUUAAUGGCUGGCUCCAGAGACAACAUUACAGUUAUGGUCAUACUUCUCUGUGGAAGUGAGUUAUCAGUUUCUGAAGUAAAAGAUAAAAGUUCUGAUUAUCCAGAAUACAAAAAUAUAGACAAUUCUUCAAUGAACCAGAUAUUAGGAUAA
Pteronotus mesoamericanus is the source of this 2349-nucleotide messenger RNA. RefSeq names its product protein phosphatase 2C like domain containing 1 (gene PP2D1). The record is from RefSeq and is a predicted model, not a curated record. Lineage: Eukaryota; Metazoa; Chordata; Mammalia; Chiroptera; Mormoopidae. Bases 1 to 2349 code for a protein of 782 amino acids. Gene Ontology annotation, biological process: protein dephosphorylation. The transcript is spliced from 4 exons. Gene Ontology annotation, molecular function: protein serine/threonine phosphatase activity.